Brienomyrus brachyistius is the source of this 3044-nucleotide messenger RNA. RefSeq names its product ring finger protein 24 (gene rnf24). Bases 387 to 836 code for a protein of 149 amino acids. The transcript is spliced from 6 exons. NCBI's taxonomy places the organism in Eukaryota, Metazoa, Chordata, Actinopteri, Osteoglossiformes, Mormyridae. Gene Ontology annotation, molecular function: zinc ion binding; ubiquitin protein ligase activity. The record is from RefSeq and is a predicted model, not a curated record. Gene Ontology annotation, cellular component: endomembrane system.
CCUGGGCUCGCCGUCUGCGCCGGACCGGUUGGGAGGGGAGACCGCGUCGUGUGCUACGUGCAAAAAUUGUGUAAAAAAAAAAAGGCGAUCGGACGCGGUGGAGGGACCCGAUAGAGCCGUGCAAAGGCGAAAGGAGGCGCUACGGCUCGGCGCCUUUCGAAGAAGAGGCGUUUCUGCAUUUAUACACCAAUGAAGCGGACGAGCUAUUUAAUUCAUCCGUGCAGAGGAAAGCAGCCGCAUACCGUGCGUACUUGCGUUUAGGUCACAUCUUUGCAGUAUAGUUGGAUGGACUGUAUAUUUUAGGCUUAAAAUACAUGUAAUCACACUGAACUGAUACGUGUGACGAUCGGGGGAUUAUAACUGGAGCCUGGAUACCGCGAAUAUCUAUGAGCUCCGACUCUCUUCACUACAGCUUCAGGAUGCCGAAUAUAGGAUUCCAGAACCUUCCGCUGAAUAUCUACAUCGUGGUGUUCGGGACGGCCAUUUUCGUCUUCAUUCUCAGUCUGCUCUUCUGCUGCUACCUGAUAAAGUUAAGGCACCAGGCACACAAGGAGCUAUACGCAUACAAACAGGUCAUACAGAAGGAAAAGGUGAAAGAACUAAAUCUGCAUGAGAUAUGCGCCGUGUGCCUGGAGGAGUUCAAGCAAAAGGACGAGCUGGGGAUCUGUCCGUGCAAGCACGCCUUUCACAGGAAGUGCCUCAUCAAGUGGCUGGAGGUUCGGAAGGUUUGCCCCCUCUGCAACACGCCCGUCCUGCAGCUGGCCCAGCAACAGGGCCCCCCCGAGCCCCAGGGACCCCCGCAGCAGCCUUUACCGGGCGUGGAGAACCUUGUGUAGUGCCCCCUACAGUACAGGUACACUCCUCUGUAGCAGAGGACAGGAAAUCCUUCACUAUGCAGCCGGCCACGACCUGUGACUCCCUCGCUAGCCCCUCCCUCCCUCGCCUCUGCAGACUCCUCACGGAUCUCAUUUUUAUUUUCCCGUCCCACAUGAUGAAUGAUUUCAGAGUUUCUUCGAGCAAAAGCCUGGACUGUUUCACAACCAAAGCACUUUGUUUUUAUUUUUUUUUUGUUUGUUAUUUUUUUCUGGAGACACCAGCACAAGGAAGGACGAUGAACGAAACAAGCGAAAUGGUCGAAUGAACGUCAACAGGAAUGGCUGAUUUGUUUGUUUGUCUGUUUGUUUUGAAAGCAAGCACUUUAAGACACUAAUCGCUUGUGAAGACUGUAACGAAAUCACAUUCUAUUUUACUUCAGUGAUUAAUUUUUUUUAAUCGUAGCUAGACGAGUACAGACGCACGUCCGUUUCGUUUUCUCUCUAAAAGGGACAAAGGCCUUUUCAAGGAUGGCAACGAAGGUGGACGUUGAUGCUCAUAGCGACCUGCGAAUGUCUCCUGCUUUCCUUCAUGGUCAAACCUCUGUCCCAUUAACUCCCCUGAGCAAUGUGAAGCACCUCCCCUUUGCAUCGGGUCCCAGUGGCUAUCAUCAGCUCUGCCUCUGACGUACGACCCCUGCGCUAAAUGCCACCCAGCUCUCCCUUCCCCUCCGGCAACCUAACCCACGUUUACGCAAACGGGUUUUUCAGCACCGGAGGCGUUCAGCCAGUUCCUUUCAGGAAUUAAGACUCGAGCCAUAUUUUCGGAGGGAAUUGUGCAGCCCGCUAGCUGACAUUACAGCCCUUGUGCAGAAAGGGCAUCCACUCUUUAGCUCUUAUUAUUCUGGCACACCUUAUAGGAAUUCAAAUCCAGAUCUUAACGCACAGUCAGUCCCAGUAAAAGGGAAACCGUCAAAUUUCUACUUAAGCACUUUGAGAUCUUAAGCAUAAAUGGCAAUGUUUUUUAAGUCAGUUUGCACUUUCCAGUUUUUUUCCCUCUUUUUGAAACAGUAUUUAGCGUAACAAGCAGGGUAAUGAGCAUUUCUGUCAGUUUUUCACAACUGUCAAAACCCCUCUGAUUCCACAAGGCUGCUGCCCUGCUGGCCGGUGCCGUGAUGGCAAGCUUGUGUUUGUAAGACGCGACCCUUGUAGUGCAGUCAGCAAUGUCCUGUGCAAGCCAGCUAUAAAGCGGGGAAACCAGAUGUCCCAUUGGCUGCAGGUGGGGCUCGGAACAGCCAAUCGCAAGCCAUGACUCAUUACAUAACCUUAAAAAAAAACAAAACACACAACUGGACAGUGCCCAGCACAUAAAUGUUUUGGCGACACACUAUGAUUGGGGCGCAGUGUUUUCAGCAUGGGCUGGGCCCUCUACUCUGGAGAGAGACAGCACAGAAUUGUAACGUUAAUCAGCAUAGCUUAUGUCCCAAUACUGCUGCCCCAACUCACUGCCUGCGAGGUCAUUUCCCCCAAAAUUUUGUGUGAUCAUCGGCACAGUGCGGGAGGAAAUCUAGCACCCAGCCCCCAAGUUUCACAUUUGCUCAUCAUCCCGAGCUGUGAAAAUGGAACACGCACACACGCACACUGAUUGUAUCCACUCCACUGCUUUCAUUUUAUUGGCUUGCAACUGGGCCCAGCUCCCAGGCUGUUGGGUGGUGUGGUAGCCAACUUUAUUGCUAAGCGGCUCCACCCCUCCCCACCCAGAAAGAAAGAAGGCCUUAUUCUGGAUGUUUCUUCCCUCUCCAUUCCCCCGCAAAAUGUCCAUUGUGUACAUACCACCCCCCCCCCCCCCCCCCCCCCCCGAGCAUCAUGGGAAGUGGUCAGAUAAUACUCCUGACCACACUCUACCUUUACCUUCCCCCACCAGAAAGCCUGCACACACAUACCCACCAGUAUAAAAACACGACAGUGAUUGGUUACCUGCUACCCGGUCUGUCCAAUCGGAUGCUUUACUUGCCGUCUUGAUUAUACCCUGUCUAGUGUGCAUGUGUAAGGAGUUAGGGAGUGAAGACGUAAAAACACAAAAAAUUUGACUUGGGGUGGCCUUUCUCUUACAUUUUUCUUCAUAAGUUGUUCUGGGUGCCUUGUGACUUCAUUUUGAGACCAAUUACCGUCACCUUGAGGAGAAAAAAAAAAAAGAGACAUCAUUGUAUCUGUCCUCUUUCUUCAAUGGUC